Macrosiphum euphorbiae (potato aphid) is the source of this 339-nucleotide messenger RNA. NCBI's taxonomy places the organism in Eukaryota, Metazoa, Arthropoda, Insecta, Hemiptera, Aphididae. The record is from the annotation of a GenBank genome assembly.
AUGUUUCGUCCUGUGGCGAAUUUUGUAAUGGAAGGAAUAGAAGAACAACGUGUGUGCGUGAAAUUUUGUUUUAAAUUAGGGAAAAGUUCUAGUGAAACUUUUGAACUUUUGCAGCAAGCUUUUGGAGAUGAUGUCCUGCCUCGAACAACAUGUUUUGAGUGGUUUAAACGGUUUAAGGAAGGUAGAACAUCCGUUAAGGAUAACGAACAACCUGGUAGACCUUCGACCAGUAAAACGAAUAAAACUGUUGCUCGUGUUCGUGAAAUUAUUCGAAAUAACCGUCGAUUAACUUCAAGAGAAAUUGCAGAAGACGUCGGAAUAUCUUAUGAUUCGUGCUAA